GGUUGUGGGGCCUGCGUCAACGCCAGUACAUUUGUAGCCUUUUUUCGGCUUAGCUGCCAAGCGGCUCGCCCCGCGGCGCCUCCAGCGGCGGCUCGCCCCGCGGCGCCUCCAGCGGCGGCUGCCCCGCGGCGCCUCCGGCGGCGGCCGCCGAGGGCUGCCCCGCGGCGCCUCCGCCUCCCGCGCCGACAGAGGCGCUUCGCAGCGCCGCGCUGGCAUGGCUUACUUGGCCGCGCUGGCGGCGCAGGCUGCGCCCGAGCCUCGGGCUCGGCGACGAGCUGGGCGGCAAGGGCGGUCGUCCGCGUUGCCGAUCAGCACGAGGCUGGAGAUGGGCGCGCGCAUUGGCGCUUGGGUCGAGGAGCAAGCAGGAGCUGGCAUCCACUACACUCGCAUGCCGUGGGGUGCCCUCGCCACCAACAUGUUCAACCUGACGCCCUCCAAUGCCGUGGCGUGCCGGCUGAAGCGGGUCUACGCGGAGUGGGCCGGCAAGAGCAAGGCUGGGCGCCUGACCCCAGCAGGGGCGGGCGCGGAGGACCGGCAGCAGAGGAGGCGGCGGUCGGACGACCCGCAGGAACGCAGCCAGCUCCAGCGCAUGUCCUCGUUGAUUGGGUUCGGCGUGUUGUGCACGCCGAACCCAAUCAACGACACGGACACGCGUGUUGUGCACGAGGUUUGGACGGUUUCUCGGAAGGGCUUCGGCGACCCCGUCCUCCUCCUCCUCCUCCUCCUGGACUUUUCGCCGUUUCUUCGUGGAGUUUUUCGUGGACCUCCUAUCCUCGAAGGUUUUUCUUCGAGUUUGGCCUCAGGGGCCCGUUGUCGGGCCCGAGCUUUAAAACCAACCCUGGGGAGCCUCCUAAGUCGCCUACGGCCCCGGGGGAAACCGUCCACCACGAGGGAGUUCGAGUGGACUCUCUUCGGCCAGGCCUGGGCGACGGAGGGCGGCCGGGGAGGAGCGGCGGACGCCGCCGCCGCCCUGCACCGGCUCAUCAACCAGUGCGCCCCUGGCGGCGCGGACCUGUUCCGCAGACGGUGGCAGCCUCCCGCCCUGCUGGAGACGUGCGGCAUGGUGGCUCCGAAAGCGUUCGUGUACGCGAUCAUUUUGCUUAGCACGUGGCUUGGGCCAGAGGCGUACCCAGAGGGCGUGCACGAGUGGCCGCCUGCCAUCCCUGCCGCAGUCACUGCGGGGUAGUGCUAGUGCUUGCAGCUCGCCGCCCGAAUGUCCGCACAUUGGGCACUGAGCUGUCCGGCAGGGUAGGCGGCCGAAAAAAGAAGAAACAAC
This is a messenger RNA of Prorocentrum cordatum, 1276 nucleotides long. NCBI's taxonomy places the organism in Eukaryota, Dinophyceae, Prorocentrales, Prorocentraceae. The record is from the annotation of a GenBank genome assembly.